AUGGCAGAGAAUGCCAUAUCGUCGGUGGUGUUGAUGUUCGAGUUCUCUGGUGGCGACCGCGUAGGCAGCGACGAAAUCAUGGUCUCCUUCGAUGUGACGUCGUUAUUCACAUCCAUCCCACCAAACGUGGCCCGCGAAGUCUUGCGCAAGAGACUUGAAGAGGCGUAUGAUGAGACUCAAAAUGCCCUCAAAAUUGAACACCUAAUGAGGCUGUUUGAAUUCUGCCAACAAACUUUCUUUACUUUUGCGGGAGAGACCUAUGAACAAAUCAAGGGAACCCCAAUGGGCUCGCCGGUCUCCGGUUUGGUGGCAGAACUGGUCCUACAGGAGUUAGAAAAGAUUGCCUUCCUCCAACAUGAACCGGUGUUUUGGCGACGUUACGCUGACGACACGUUCGUCAUCGUAAAGAAGGACAUGCUGCAACACUUAUACAGCCUGCUCAACGCGUCUUCCCGGAUAUAA
This is a messenger RNA of Spirometra erinaceieuropaei, 462 nucleotides long. The record is from the annotation of a GenBank genome assembly. Lineage: Eukaryota; Metazoa; Platyhelminthes; Cestoda; Diphyllobothriidea; Diphyllobothriidae.